CAGCCGGGCUUCGGGUGUUGUUGCCCGGUUGUUUUUGACCUUUUGCUGCUUGUAAUAAUUGUGCAACAGCACCAAGUAGGGCAGGACGCCAGGUGGCGAGCACAUGUUCCUACGUCACAGACAACACCCGCGGCCGGCCACUGCAGCUCUGCCCGCUCCACCGCCGACAGCUCCGCUAGGCUGAUAGAGGCUGAGAUGCACGGCAGCGCACUGGGAUCGUAAAAAAAAACGGCCCUGUGCUCUUUCUUUCCAUUUUAACAGAGGUUACAACACGAAUAUUGGUGGCUGUUUGAAAACAAAGAGAAGGAUGGCACAGACAGACACGCUGCUGCAUCUGUUCGCUGGAGGAUGCAGUGGUACGAUUGGAGCCAUCAUGACCUGCCCCCUGGAGGUGUUGAAGACACGGUUGCAGUCCUCUGGCGUCACGCUAAGACCCGUCUUCCAGGCCCAGCUCGGCGCCUUAAGUCGCACCAGGGUUAUCCGACCGGGGACUGUUACACCUGGGCCGCUGCAGGUCCUACGAUCAAUCCUUGAAAAAGAGGGACCAAGAUCACUUUUCCGUGGCCUUGGGCCGAACCUCGUUGGCGUCGCCCCCUCAAGAGCCAUUUACUUCGCUGCAUACUCGAAAUCCAAAGAGACGUUCAAUGAGAUGUUUGUCCCCAACAGUGGUCUGGUGCACAUGUCCUCUGCUGGUGUUGCAGCUUUCAUUACCAACUCUCUGAUGAACCCCAUCUGGAUGGUGAAGACCAGGAUGCAGCUGGAGAAAAAAGCCCGAGGAGAGAAGAAGAUGAAUGCACUGCAGUGUGCUCGCUAUGUUUACAGAAUGGAAGGGGUUCGAGGCUUCUAUAGAGGCCUGACUGCAGCUUAUGCUGGGAUCUCGGAGACCAUGAUCUGCUUCCUCAUGUACGAGACACUGAAGAAAAACCUCGCCAAGAACCAGUUCAUCUCCCUGAAUGGUGAAAGUGAGAAAAGACCUUCGGACUUCCUCAGUCUGAUGUUGGCAGCUGCUGUUUCAAAGGGCUGUGCGUCCUGCAUAGCCUACCCACACGAGGUCAUUCGGACAAGGCUGCGUGAGGAGGGCAGCAAGUACAAGUAUUUCUUCCAGACAGGGAAGUUAAUAGCAGUGGAGGAAGGCUAUGCAGCUUUUUAUAGAGGACUCAUUCCACAGCUAAUUAGACAGAUCCCUAACACAGCCAUCGUCCUCUCCACGUAUGAACUCAUUGUCCACCUGCUGGGAGACUCCAAGUAGAGAAACGCUUCAAAGUCAGGAUUUUCCUGACUAACGAUGGACACCACAGAAAACCCAUGACACACUGGGCAACAGACUUUUGAAAAUGUAGCACAUACAUUGACUUAAUGUGGUGCAACA
Acanthopagrus latus (yellowfin seabream) is the source of this 1369-nucleotide messenger RNA. Its product is annotated as solute carrier family 25 member 33-like. Lineage: Eukaryota; Metazoa; Chordata; Actinopteri; Spariformes; Sparidae. Gene Ontology annotation, biological process: pyrimidine nucleotide import into mitochondrion. The coding region runs from base 308 to 1249 and encodes 313 amino acids. Gene Ontology annotation, cellular component: mitochondrion. The record is from RefSeq and is a predicted model, not a curated record. Gene Ontology annotation, molecular function: pyrimidine nucleotide transmembrane transporter activity. The transcript is spliced from 7 exons.